This is a messenger RNA of Phytophthora nicotianae INRA-310, 967 nucleotides long. RefSeq lists its product as hypothetical. Lineage: Eukaryota; Oomycota; Peronosporomycetes; Peronosporales; Peronosporaceae. Bases 34 to 903 code for a protein of 289 amino acids. The record is from RefSeq and is a predicted model, not a curated record. The transcript has a single exon.
AUUACAAGUUUUUCCCGUUCGAUCAAGACUGUUAUGCGUUCGCUCCGCUUUCUAUUGGCAAUUACUGCCAGCAUCCUGUUUAGCCAAGCACUGUCGGCGGCAGCCGAUUCUACGGCUCGCACAGUCAGUGCUUCUCCGAACAACAAGCUCGAGCGCCGGUUUCUCAGGGACGGUGAGGCAGCGGAGCCUCAUACCGGUGAGAACACUGAAGAGAGAGCGAUCAUUAGCUUCGGAAGGGAUAUUGUUUCCAACAAGGCGGAUACAAAAAAACUGUUGCAGGAUCUUCUUAAAGAAAAUAUGCCGGUUAGGCAGUUCAAGGAGGAGUUCCUGAACAUCCCGUCGACCAUUACAUCGUUCGACGAGUUGGUCAAACACCAGAACUGGAAGGCCCUCGUCAAAUACCAAAGAAUGAAGUUCGAGAAAGACCAUGGUGUGAAGUUGCCGUACGCGAUUUUGGACAAGAAGCAGCUAUCCAAGGAGCAGACGCAGGAACAGCUUUUGAAAUGGCUUUUGGAGAAAAGACCGGUGAAGACAGUGGGCGAAAAUCUAGGUGUGUGGAGCGUGCCAAACAGUUAUCCGAUCCUUCACCAGAAUUGGAGAGCGUUCAAGAUGUACGAGAAAUUGUUUGCCGAGCUUCAACAUAUACAGACAGACCCGAAGCGAUACGCUCAGUUUAUUCGAACGGAAGAGAAGGCGAAGGAGAAGCUCGUAGACUUGGUCAUAGCGAAAACUCCUUUUAAGGAUAUCCUUCAGACAUUCGAACUCACUGGUUUGUCGGCGUCAACGAUGGCGAAACACCAGAACUUUCCUGCGCUCCUGGCGUUCGUGAAACUUAAAGCCGAGUAUAAAGCGGUGGAAAAAGCUUGGGCAGCUGCCAACCCUCAUAUUCGUAGAAAUACAUAGGCCAUCGCUUAAUAGAAUACGAAGGCAUUUGUUUUCAAAAUAGAAGGACACCUUUCAUCAUCAU